CACACACAAGGUAGCUCUUCAGUAUCUUUCCGGCUCUCGUCCCACACGCAUCACAACCUCCACCACCUCCACUACCUCCACCACCUCCACCACAAUCACCAUCACCAGCACUUCACCAAAUCUUCCUACAGGAAGACGAGAUAUGAUGGAGUGAAGAAGGAAAAGCCAAGGAGAGGAAAAAGGAAAAGAGGAAAGGAAGAAAAGAAAGCAGAGAAAGGGAAAAGAAGAGAGAACAAGAAGGAUGAAUAACCGUCGACAGGAGAAGGUGACGUGGUGGCUGGGAUGGGUCGGGGACAUGCCCAGAGUAACCACCUUCCUCCUACAAAAACCUUGGCUCUCCGCUUGGGCCCUACCGAAGACUGUGAACGCUACGCUGAGGGCCAUUGGAAUAGUGGCCUUCGCAAACAGUCCCCUCUCCGGCCUGUUCAUCCUCUCUGCCAUGUUCGUGGGCAACCCCGCCGUAGCCUGGGCGAGCCUGCUGGCGGGGCUGGUGGGAGUCGUCUUCAGCAAGUUGUUGCACCAGCCCGAGCAGCUGAUCAGUGACGGAGCGGUGGUGUUUAACGGCGUGCUGGUGGGCUGCAUCUCCGUGGCCCUCUUCCCCUCCCUCUCCGGGCACCAGGUGGACGCCCUCUUCUGGCUGGCACUGACCGCCAUGCUGGUGAUCACGGCUUACAUCGACAAAGGUCUGAACGCCCUCAUGUCGCCCUCCACGCUCCCGGCACUCUCCGUCCCCUUCAACAUCGCCGCCGUGCUGAUGCUGCUGAGUAUGCGGAGCUCAGCGGGACUCACAGGUACCCUCGGCCCCGACAUGCAGCAGUACAGCGGCAGCAACGACAGUGGUGCCCUCCCCUCCCUCAGCGAGAACACAACUGAGAAGGUCGAAUGGUUGAAGGUAAUGGAGGGCAGCGUUUUAGCGGCGGGGCAGAUUUACGGAGUGGGCACAAUGGACGCCUCAAUCCUCAUCCUCCUUGGCUUCCUCGUCUUCUCGCCGCUGCUCACUCUCUUCUUCCUCAUCGGCAGCGUCAUCGGCUCAUUGCUGGGUGUGCUGAUGAGCCCCGCGCCCUACCUGGAGGUGUACGCGGGGCUGUGGGGCUACAACGCCUUGCUGACGGCCGGCGGGGUGGUGUACUUUCUGCAGGUGACGCCCGCCGCUGUGCUGGCCGCCGCCGUGGCCGCCACCCUCGCCGCCCUCGUUCAGGCCGCCUCAGGACACGUGUUCAGUGCGAUGAUGGUUCCCGUGCUGUCCUACCCCUUCAACGUGGCCCUCCUGCUGCUCCUGGCCAUCAGCACCACACCCGACCCGCCGCUCCUCUGGGUGCAACACAGGACCUUCCCGGAGCAACACCUUUAUCUGCACCUCAAGGCCCUCAGGAGGAAAGACCAGAACGUGGCAGCUCCAGAGAAUCGGAACCAGGAGGAACUGCAACAAAUCACCAGCAAGUAGGAAGGACGGGAAGAAAAAGAGAAGGAAGGAAGGAAAGAAAGAAGAAAGGAAGAAGAAAGAGAGAAAGGAAUGUUGAAAGGAAAGAGGAGGAGGAUCAAAUGUUACCUACAGAGAAUGAACACAGGAAGGAAAGGAGGAAGAGAAGAAGGAAGGAGAAAAUAAGGAAGGAAGGAAGGAAGAAAAGAAAUGAUGGAUGAAUAGAAGCAACGAAAGAAGAAAGAAAAGAAGGAUAGGAAGAAAAUAAGGAGGGGAGGAAAGAAGAAUGAGUGGGUAGCAACAAGGAAAGAAGCGAGGAAGGAAGGAGAUAGAAAGAAAGAGAGAAUGGAAAGGAGUGAAGGAUGGAUAUUCGGAAACAAGAAAGAGAGAACGGAAAGAAGGAAGAAUGAACGUAUACAAGGGAAGAAGGAAAGCAAAUAAUGGUGAAAGGAGAGAAGGAAGGAGAUACAAGUGAAGGAGGAGAAAGCAUACCUCACGAUAAUUAUUAGUAAAUGGAAGUAAGGUGAAGGAAGGAGGGAGGGAAAGACGAGUGAGUGAAAGACUGCAAGAAAGAAAAAAAGAUAAAGAAACAAAGAAAGAAAACAAUUAGAUAGGAAUAGAAAAAGCGAAAAAUUAUAAAAAUGAAAGAAAGGAAGGAGAGUGAAAAGGAAAUAAAGAAAAAAGGUAAAAAGUAUUGAAGUAAAAAAAAAGGAGAGAAUGAUAAAGAGUGAACGGGGAAAAAGGAAAGAAAAGAAGGUGAAAAAGGAAGGAAGGAGACAAUGGGUGAAGAAAAGAACGUGGAAAAGGAGAAAAAAAAGAAGAGGAAAGCGAGAGGAACGUAGCACUAUACAGAAAAAUAGACAAAACAAUCUUAAAAAAAUAUGCAACAAACUUACUUUUCCAAUAACCCAAAUUACCUUCCCAAACACCUGUCCUCAUAACUCACCUGUGUUUACCUGGGGUCACGUAAUCCCUCAUUCUUGUGCCGAAUAUUCUGUACAUUGUAAAAUAUAUAGUGUUUAGGACGACCCUCAAGAUUAUAUGGUAUGUUCGAAUGGCGUAGGAAUUUGAGCAUUGAAACCCAGUAGUAGUAGUAGUAGUAGUAGUAGUAGUAGUAGUAGUAGUAGUAGUAGAAGAAGAAGAAGAAGACGAAGAAGAAGUCGUCCGGAGCUCCUCACCCGCCCUGAAGGUGUUUGAGAGCGGAGUGAAUCGUAGUAGUAGUAGUAGUAGUAGUAGUAGAGGAAGAAGAAGACGAAGAAGAAGUCGUCCGGAGCUCCUCACCCGCCCUGAAGGUGUUUGAGAGCGGAGUGAAUCGUGGCAUCGGGCACACAAACUCUUGGACUGCUGCUCGGGGCUUUAGGCGCCGUAGGGAAAGAGUUGUCAGGCAAACAGAGAAACCCAACAGAAGCUGAACAAUUGUGAAGCAGACAGUCAAGUUGGACACACGUCCGUCCACCACUCAGACCAGCCUUCGCCGUGACCGGACUCCGCCGCUCCUCCUGGCAUCAUGUCCAUCACAGGGCAGCACCAUGCAGGGGAAUGGUUCCUGAUUGAGACAUUUUGUGAUAAAUAUUAUCGUCUUUCUGCAGCCUUUCCUAUUCAGCUGGCGUUCCUCUCCUAUAAGUAUCUAAGUUAUAAGUCUACAACUGAUGGUGGAUGAUGAUAAAUAUUUCCUCGGAACACACACAAUGCCAAUCCCUCAGACAGUGAACCUACACUAUUCAUUACACUACUGAGCUCACUAUAACCACUGUUCUCACAGAGCCGAUUCUCUGAACUGCUGCAUCAGUCUCCCAUUGUGGUGAAUUGUCUGCUUAUUGAACAAUGAGUUGAGCCACGUGAUCCAGAGGAGGCUUGGCAGUGACUGUUUGGCAGUGUUUGAACUGCUUGGUCUGUGCUGAACAGAAAAGGUUUGUAUUCAACUAGUUGCUUACUUUCUACUUUAAUGGCACUACUAACAAGUGAAAUGUUUUCAAAUUAAAUAGUCUUCGUCUGCA
This is a messenger RNA of Eriocheir sinensis (Chinese mitten crab), 3417 nucleotides long. RefSeq names its product urea transporter 1-like. The transcript has 10 exons. Gene Ontology annotation, biological process: urea transmembrane transport. Lineage: Eukaryota; Metazoa; Arthropoda; Malacostraca; Decapoda; Varunidae. The record is from RefSeq and is a predicted model, not a curated record. Gene Ontology annotation, molecular function: urea transmembrane transporter activity. Bases 242 to 1444 code for a protein of 400 amino acids. Gene Ontology annotation, cellular component: membrane.